CCGUGUUGUAUUCGCGCUAUAUGAGAGCCCGACGCGCCCCACUUCCCUACCUCAUCUUCUCGUCUCCUCAUCUGCUCUGCUCUUGUUCAUCGAAUGCUCAUUAGCUUCGAGAUUUGAGUGGUAGGCCGUUCGCCGGUAACAAGAGGGAAAAAAGAUAGAGCUUUGGGGCAGACGUAGUGGGGAAGAGGUUUGAGGUGUUUGUUCGGUGUUAUUUCUGGUAUAGAGAGAGAGAGAGACAGGAUACUCCUACAGUAAUCAGAGAGGGGGAGGGAGAGAGAGAGAGGGCGGGCGGAGAUCGGAUUGAUCGGGCGCAUCGUUUUGUGGCUGCGGGAUCCGAUCGGCUCCGGGAAGUAUCGGUGUGGAGGAAUUUGGCAGAAAGGCGGAUCUUUUUCGAGAAAAGGUCGAUCCUUUUUGUUGCUGGAGAAGUGCUUUCUUCAGAAUGACGGAAGCGGGGUGCCCUUAUUGCUCCAAGAAGACGGAUGAUAUCUGUGAGAACGUCUGCGGCGGGGCUUCAAGGGCAGCUCUGAGCAUGUCCCGGCGGCUCCGGUGCGCCCUCCGGUGCUUCGAUCUCAAGGCAUUACUGUUGCUCUUCGUCGGUAUCCCCAUCCUUGUCUUCGUCAUCUACGUCCACGGCCAAAAGUUCACCUACUUCCUCCGGCCGCUGUGGGAAUCCCCCCCUAAACCCUUCAGGACCAUACCGCACUACUACCACGAGAACGUCUCCAUGGAGCACCUGUGCAAGCUCCAUGGCUGGGGCGUCCGGGAAACGCCAAGGCGCGUCUUCGACGCCGUCCUCUUCAACAAUGAGCUCGACAUCCUCCAAGUGCGGUGGAACGAGCUCAGCCCCUUCGUCUCCGAGUUCAUUCUGCUCGAGUCCAACUCGACCUUCACCGCCUUGAAGAAGCCCCUCCUCUUCGCGAGCAAUCGCCGCCGCUUCAAGUUCGUAGAGUCGCGGUUGACCUACGGGACCGUCGGGGGGAGGUUCGUCAAAGGGGAGAAUCCGUUCGUCGAGGAGUCGUACCAGCGAGUGGCAUUGGAUCAGCUCAUCAGGAUCGCCGGCAUCAGCGACGAUGACCUGCUGAUCAUGUCGGAUGUUGAUGAGAUCCCCAGUGGCCACACGAUCAACCUGCUCAGAUGGUGUGAUGAGAUCCCGGAGAAGCUUCAUCUCCAGCUUAGGAACUACCUCUACUCCUUUGAGUUCCACCUUGAUGAUGACAGUUGGAGGGCUUCGGUCCACCGAUACCGAGCUGGGAAGACCAGAUACGCCCAUUUCCGGCAGUCCGAUGACCUGUUAGCUGAUUCUGGGUGGCACUGCAGCUUCUGCUUCCGGCACAUCAGUGAAUUUACCUUCAAAAUGAGAGCAUACAGCCAUGUCGAUCGUAUCAGAUUUGCCUAUUACCUUAAUCCCAAGAGAAUUCAGGAUGUCAUAUGUCGAGGAGCAGACCUUUUCGACAUGUUUCCUGAGGAGUACACAUUCCAAAAGAUUAUUGCCAAGUUGGGGCCAAUUCCCAGUUCAUACUCUGCAUUAAACCUUCCGGGUUUCCUAAUUCAGAAUGCUGACCGAUACAGAUACCUCCUUCCUGGGAACUGCAAAAGAGAAAGUGGCUGAGUGAAUCAAUGGCAUUGUAGAUCGAUGGCAAUGGUAUGAGAAAAUGAUAGUCUUAUAUUGGAUUUGAGCAUCUGGCACAGGUGGAUGAAUUCUUGGGAAGGAGAGGGCAAGCAUGGAGUUUUGUCAUGUACAUAUGCGCAAUAAUAUUUAGUAGAGCUGAUAGUUGUUUCCAUGUUUGUGCACACAGGUCACUAAAUGAGCUACAGUUGAUUGUAGGUACUGUGGUGGAUUUAUUUAUGUCUUCUUCCUUCUUGGUAGGUGAUAUAACACACAACCACUGCAGUUGGCUCGAAAUCAAGUGGCUUUCCAAUUAUUUAUUUUGUUUUUGGGAUUCAUUUUCAUUAAUCGAUUCAUGUACUCUUCUACCGACUGACCUAGAUUAUCAUAGACUCUUUGAUUGUAAUAUAUGAUAUGGUUGAGAUCUC
This is a messenger RNA of Musa acuminata AAA Group (dessert banana), 2034 nucleotides long. RefSeq lists its product as uncharacterized. Gene Ontology annotation, biological process: protein N-linked glycosylation; N-acetylglucosamine metabolic process. The transcript is spliced from 2 exons. Gene Ontology annotation, cellular component: membrane. The coding region runs from base 440 to 1609 and encodes 389 amino acids. NCBI's taxonomy places the organism in Eukaryota, Viridiplantae, Streptophyta, Magnoliopsida, Zingiberales, Musaceae. Gene Ontology annotation, molecular function: beta-1,4-mannosylglycoprotein 4-beta-N-acetylglucosaminyltransferase activity. The record is from RefSeq and is a predicted model, not a curated record.